Molecule: messenger RNA, 1382 nt
Organism: Sardina pilchardus (European sardine)
Lineage: Eukaryota; Metazoa; Chordata; Actinopteri; Clupeiformes; Clupeidae
Product: transmembrane protein 106B-like
Exons: 8
Coding region: 200-916 (238 amino acids)
Source: RefSeq, a predicted model, not a curated record
GCAACGUCACGACAACCAGGAAACCGAGUCUAAAGAAUCGUGAGGAUAAAAACGUUUAUGGUUUAAUGUCGCAUAGCAGGGGAUUGCUUUCUGUCCCAUCAAAAGUUGUUCUUGGCAACAUUCGUGUUUUCUUCAACAUGAGACUGUCACACUGCAAUAUAUAAUCUAUUAUAGUCAACUUGCCCAUAGACUGUAAAGGAUGGGGGACCAUCUUAGUCGCAGUGGGAAUGAUGACACCCAGUGCAUCUUACCACAGAACAAAUCGAGAGCAGAAGGCAAAUCUGUCUCCAAGGAUACAGUGGACUGCCCCACCUGCCAGGGCACAGGCCGCAUCCCUAGAGGUCAAGAGAACCAAUUGGUUGCAGUGAUUCCAUGCACAGACCAGAGACUCAAGCCAAGACACACGAAGCUGUAUGUAUGUGUGUCAAUCGGGCUGUGUCUGCUCUUCAGUGGGCUCGUCCUCUUUUUCCUGUUCCCCCGCAGUGUGACUCUCUCAGAGUUAUCCAUCCAGUCUGUCUAUGUGAACUUAUUUCCAAAGUCCAUCAAUAUCACCGUCCAUAACACCUUGAACAUCAGCAAUGAUAACUUUGCAGUGGUGAAGGCCUCAGACCUUGAAGUGCAGGUUUUUUCUGGGCAAACGGUUGUCGGCUCAACUAGUAAUGCCAAUGUAACUACCAUCCUGCCACGAUCUGGGAAAAAACUCUCCUUCAAAGUUCAAGUCAAUCUGACCGACACUGGGCUGAUUGACUUCUGCCAUUAUCCAUCCACGAAGAUUCACAUCAUAUUUCUGAGAAUUCAGGCGUCCAUGACCGUGUCCUAUUUGGCCCACGUUGAGCAGCUUUCCUUGGAGACCUUUGAGUAUUUAGACUGUGGGGCUAACAGCACCAUCCCCCAUGUGUUUAACGCCAGCCAGUGAGGAGCGAGCAGCUAACUCGUAAGCUGGUUGCAUUCUGAGUCUGCAGGUGCUUCUGCAUCCUUGAUUUGAAGUUUGAUUCAGAUAGAUAUAGCUCAACAACUUAUUCAUGUAUAGAUAACUUUCGCUAUGCUAUCAGAAAAAUCAUUUCAGUUGUUACCAUUAUUUUAUAUGUAGCCUACAGUAUGAAAUACAGUAUUGUAGCUUAGGUAGUUAUUCAUGUGACUUGCCUUAUUGAAUUUGCACUAAAUUACUUUAUUUGCACUAUAAAUGGAGGAACUAGGUAAUUUCCUGGUUGCUCUUGCAGCUUUACUUUGUAUAGUUGAAACUUCACGCUCACGUCAAAGCAGGCCACCAUGAAUGAAGUACUGACAUCUUUAUUGCACACCUCAAGAUUUCAAUGUUUCUUAGUCUCUCUUGUCAGACAAAAUAAAAAAACUUUUUGUGGUGUAACUGGGUCUUGGGCUGU